AUGCAGGCGGUGCAGUGGAUCACGUUCCUGUCUCAGCGCACCUUCCUCUUCGCACUCGGAGCUCUCAGCGCCCUUGGAGCCAAGAAGGACGCUGGGGACCUGAAGCAAAGCAGCAUCUACCUGAACCAGCUGAUGGCCUUUGCCACCAUCUCCAACACGAUCCUGGCUGCCGUGCUGCAGACCCAGACGGCGAAGGACAUCAAAAGCGAUGCUGCGAACUUCUUCUUCAACGCUGCCGUGCACACGGCCGAGGCAGCUUCCGGACAAGGAUCUUUACUCAGCGCCUCCUCGCAGUGUCUCUUGUCCUACGUCGGCUACGAGAAGACCUUAUGGGGCACUCACCUGCUGGAUGUCGUUGUGGCAGCCGGGCUCAUUUCAUCGCUGUCCUUGAUCAAGGAUUUUCGUGUUGCACUCGUCGCAGGCAUGAACUGCUUCCUACCCACAAUAGCUGCCGACUUCGGAAAGUAUCUGGUGUGCUACCGCCUGCGGCGAGACGAGGGCCUCCAGUGCCCUUUCCUCCCUGGAAGUGCCGGGCUCGCCGUGGCGACGCAGGUGGCGGGAGCCCUCAUUCUGUUCAUGGUCGCCGCUCUUUGGACAUGGCUCAGCCUCUCCAGAUCCGACGAGGAGCCCAAACCCAGCCACGUGGUCUUCCUGACCAGCAAGUACCAGCGCAGAUACUCGCUCUUCGAGACGGAGCGCUUGAUCAGGAAGACGCUCUUCACGUUCAUCGGCGCCUUGCUGCCCAUCGCCUCCUCGCCAGCGUUGCAGAUGGGCUGCCUAGGCAUUGUGGUUUUGGUGUCGCUGUUUCUGUACUGCCGCUACAAGCCUUACCACUCGCCGGAGUGGAACUGGAUCGAAAUCUGGUUGCUCUUCGCCGCGAUGGUGAUGAUCACAAGCGUGUCCACUUUGCUUGCAAAUGAGUUCCACUGGGGGCACUCGGUACCCACUCAGCAGUCGAUCAUCUUCGCGACUGCAGGCAUUGCGGCGGUGGCAAGCUGCUUGGUGAAGCAGCGAAGGUAA
Molecule: messenger RNA, 1020 nt
Organism: Symbiodinium sp. CCMP2592
Lineage: Eukaryota; Dinophyceae; Suessiales; Symbiodiniaceae
Source: the annotation of a GenBank genome assembly